This is a messenger RNA of Impatiens glandulifera, 483 nucleotides long. RefSeq lists its product as uncharacterized. Lineage: Eukaryota; Viridiplantae; Streptophyta; Magnoliopsida; Ericales; Balsaminaceae. The record is from RefSeq and is a predicted model, not a curated record. The transcript has a single exon. Bases 1 to 483 code for a protein of 160 amino acids.
AUGGGCAACUAUGCAUCCUCUUGCACUUACAACUUAACCAUGAAGAUGACCAAAUCAUCAAAGUCAGCUGCUGCUGCUAGAGUGAUCUUCCCCGGCGGCGAAAUCGAGCAAUACAGGGAACCCAUAAAUGCCGCCGAGCUCAUGCUUGACUUUCCCAAUUUCUUCUUGGUCAACCUUCGUUCCAUUAACAUUGGCAAGAGAUUCCAACCUCUAACCGCCGACCAAUACUUGGAACCCCCAAACAUUUAUGUCUUUUUCCCUAUGAAGAGGGUUCACUCCCUAGUUACUGCCGCCGAUGUUGCAAUCCGUUUUAUGUCCUCUUCGUCUAGGCUUAAGAAUAAUACGACCAAAGUGUCGCCAGAAAUCGAAUGCGCGGUCCAAGAACCAAGAUUGAGUUUAGACGGGAUUGAGAGAUCUCAUCAUGGUGCGGGAAUAUUCAUCUGUAGAUCAAAAAAGCCUACGUUGGAUACAAUUAUUGAAUAG